AUGAGAGAUGUAAAGCACCACAAUUUAAAGUACAUCAAUCCUACAAUCGACAAUUUGUGUGUACGUAUACGAGUGAUACAGUUAUGGACACUAUCAAAUUACGGAAAUUCUCCAUUGCCAUACUCAAUUGAGAUGGUUUGGCUCGAUGAAGACACGAUCUUUGACAAAGAGGUAAAACAAGUUUUGGGAAAGAGCUGUGUAGAGAUACUUGAUCCACUCCUAUUGAAAGGAGAUCUAUCGGAUACACCUACACUUUUACUCAACCUAAUUGAUAAGAUCUUUCUCUUCAUCAUUGAAGUUCAAAUAUAUGAUAUUUCAUAUUUUUCACCUUCUUAUAAAGUUAAGAAGAUGACUAAUAAUGUGGAUCUCAUAAAUAAAUUCAAAGAGACUCACCCUAUUCAAAUUGAUGUUGACUACACCGGUGAUUUGUUUCCAAUUUCAAAGACAUCCACAAUCAUUGAAGGAGAGAAAGUAGAAGGUACUAAGGAAAGGUACAACUGCCAUUUUGAAGCACUUGAUCGGACGCUCAGGGAUCUUCUGUCAGUUAUCGAUCAACAUAAGACACAUCAACCAUUUGGUGGUAAGGUUGUUGUUCUAGGAGGUGAUUUCAGACAGAUACUUCCGGUGAUUUCGAAAGAAAGUAGACACGAUAUAUUGGCAUCCGCUAUUAACUCAUCUCAGCUGUGGUCAUUUUGUAAGGUUCUGAAACUGCAUACGAAUAUGAGGCUUCUAAUGUCUUCUUCGGAUCAAGAUGAAGGUGAAAUGAAGAGAUUUGCUAAUUGGAUACUUGAUGUUGGAAAUGAAAAUAUUGGCUCUGUUGUUGGUGAUGAAUCAGAAGUUGAAAUUUCAGAUGAUCUAUUGAUUACAACUGCUGAUGACCCUCUCUCUCAUUUGGUAGACUUUGCAUAUCCAAAUUUGUUGCAAAACAUGUCAGAUUACAGGUAUUUUCAGAGUAGGGCAAUUCUUGCACCCACGCUUGAGAGUGUCGAGAAGGUAAACGAUUUUGUCUUGACAAUCUUUCCGGGGAUGGAAAAUGAGUAUUUGAGCUCUGACACAACAUGCCAAGCUGAUGAGAAUGAAGAUGUACAACAAGAGUGGUUCACACCAGAGUUCCUAAAUGACAUCAAAUGUUCGGGACUACCCAAUCACAAGUUGACUUUGAAGUCAGGAGUCGCUGUAAUGCUAUUGCGAAACAUAGACCGGACUUCAGGUUUAUGCAACGGGACAAGAUUAAUAGUUAACAAACUUGGCAGCAACGUAAUUAGAGCGGCGGUAGUGACCGGUAGAAAUAUUGAAAAUAAAGUGUACAUUCCAAGAAUGAACUUGAUCCCUUCAGAUUCAGGAUUGCCAUUUAAGUUCCAACGGAGACAAUUUUCAUUAACAGUAUGCUUUGCAAUGACCAUUAACAUGAGUCGGGGUCAAUCAUUAUCACAUGUACGGCUUUAUUUGUCAAAAUCAGUGUUCACCCAUGGACAACUUUAUGUUGCUUUGUCAAGAGUUAAGAGUCACAGUGGCCUCAGGAUUUUAAUUAUAGACGAAGACGGCAAUCCAAAGUCAUCAACAACAAAUGUCGUGUUCAAAGAGGUUUUCAAUAAUAUUUAG
Messenger RNA from Arachis duranensis, 1602 nucleotides. RefSeq lists its product as uncharacterized. NCBI's taxonomy places the organism in Eukaryota, Viridiplantae, Streptophyta, Magnoliopsida, Fabales, Fabaceae. The record is from RefSeq and is a predicted model, not a curated record. Gene Ontology annotation, biological process: DNA repair; telomere maintenance. The transcript is spliced from 6 exons. Gene Ontology annotation, molecular function: DNA helicase activity. The coding region runs from base 1 to 1602 and encodes 533 amino acids.